AUGCCUGGCUUUCUCAAGAAGUUAGGUCUCGGCUCGACCGAGGUCAGCGAGGGUGUUGCUGUCGACGAGAUUCAUAGUUCUGGCAACUCUAGCCCCAGGGGCGAGCCAAAUGAGAAGGACAUCGGUGUCUCCUCAGCUCAUGAGCUAUCGGAAGAAGAGGCCGCCAGGCGUCUCAAAGUGUUCAAGAAAAAUGCAGACGCACUUUGGGACCCCAACCUCGAGAGUGACGAUCUUGCAGCAGUCGAUGAAGCUGUCGGACAUCAUGAUAAAGACGGCGAGAAUCAGCUUGUGGGAGACUUGCUGGAAAAUUCGCCGUACCCGGAAGUCAGAGCUGCCGUCAGAAAUUACGACGUUGAUGUACCAUGUAACACCAUUCGCAUGUGGGUGAUUGGAAUGAUCAUGACGACUAUCGGAUCUGGCCUGAACAUGCUUUUCUCCUUACGUUCGCCCUCGAUCACCAUCACCUCUUACGUGGCGCAACUUGUCGUCUAUCCUUUGGGUGUUGCAUGGCACAAAGUCAUGCCUGAUCGCCAGCACACGACUUUCGGCAUCAAGUGGAACCUCAACCCUGGUCCAUUCAACUUCAAGGAACACGCCAUGAUCGUAAUCAUGGCCAACGCUUCUUUCGGAACUGGUGUUGGAUACUUCACCGACAUCCUUCAGGCUCAGCGUGGCUUCUACAAGUUCAACUGGGGUUGGGGCUUCGGAGUUCUUGUCGCUCUGAGUACCCAAUGUGUUGGUUUCGGUCUUGCUGGUCUCUUCUCCAGAUGGCUCGUCGAGCCUGCCGCCAUGAUCUGGCCUCAAGAUCUGGUCAAUUGUGCUUUCAUGUACACUCUACAUGACAACUCGAAGACCGACCCCGCUAAGACCAAUGGCUGGCGUAUUAGCAGAUACCGCUAUUUCUUCUACGUCUUCAUGGGUUCCUUCCUGUACUACUGGUUCCCUGGUUAUAUCGCUCAGUUCUUGAGUGUGUUUGCUUUCCCUACUUGGAUCGCUCCCAACAAUAUCACAGUCAACAAAGUCUUUGGAGGCUACAGUGGUAUGGCACUUUUGCCCAUCACAUUCGAUUGGACUCAAAUCACCGGAUACGUUUUCAGUCCCUUGAUUCCUCCAUGGCACGCCAUUGGCAAUACCUUGAUCGGUCUUGUUCUCUUCUACUGGAUCACUGCAUCGGCUGUUCACUUCAGUGGAACUUGGUAUGCCGAUUAUCUGCCAUUCAGUGACUCCAGUUCCUAUGAUAAUACCGCUGGUGUCUACAACGUGUCAAGAAUUCUCACUCCUGAGAUCACCCUGGAUCUUACCAAGUACAAGGAGUACUCGCCUCUCUUCUUGUCGACUACUUUUGCUCUCUGCUAUGGUCUCUCCUUUGCUGCUAUCUCGGCUGUUGUGGUCCACACCAUUCUCUUCCAUGGAAAGUUCAUCAUCGACAGAUGGCGACGCUCUCGUGACGAGAUGCGCGAUAUCCACCAAGAGAUGAUGGACAAGUAUCCUAAAGUACCUGCUUGGUGGUUCAUUUCGUUGCUUGUUGUCUGUAUCGGACUUUCCUUUGCCACGAUCUAUGCUUAUCCCACGGAAAUGAGUUGGUGGGCACUCAUUCUUGCCUUCAUCAUCUCGUUCGUGUGGUUCGUGCCAAUUGGCCUGGUACAGGCAAUCACAAAUGUUCAGCUUGGCCUCAACGUUUUCACCGAGUUCCUUAUUGGAUACAUGCAGCCCGGAAAGCCCAACGCCAUGAUGUUGUUCAAGACCUACGGCUACAUCACCAUGACCCAAGGUCUUGCCUUUACUCAGGACAUGAAGCUCGGUCACUACCUCAAGGUUCCCCCAAGAACCAUGUUCCUCGGCCAGCUGAUCGCCACCAUCUGGUCCUGUAUCGUCCAACUUGCCGUCUUCGAAUGGGCCUUCGGUGGCGGUAUCACCGACCUAUGUGCUCUCCACCAAGUCAACCACUUCACAUGUCCCGGCGGCCGCGUUUUUUACAAUGCAAGUGUGAUCUGGGGGGUCAUCGGGCCCGCUCGUAUGUUCAGCGGUGACUCUACCUACAAGAAUCUUCAAUGGUUCUGGCUCGCCGGUGCUGCUGCCCCUGUUAUCUUCUAUUUCGCCGCCAAGCAGUGGCCCAAGUCACCCAUCCGCUUCCUCAGCGCUCCUUUGAUCUUCGGUGGUACUGGACAGAUUCCUCCUGCUACUCCCUUGAACUAUCUGUCUUGGGGUGUUGUUGGUUUCAUCUUCAACAAGUGGAUCAGAAACAGAUUCAGAGGCUGGUGGAUGCGUUUCAACUACAUCACUUCGGCUGCUUUGGACUCUGGUCUUGCUAUCUCGACUAUUCUGCUCGUGUUGACCAUCAGUUUGACCAAUACUGAUGCACCUAACUGGUGGGGCAAUGUUGGUGUCUACAACACUAUGGACUACCUGGGUACUGCCGUCGCGAAGGUCCUGCCAGAAGGCGCCACUUUUGGUCCAUCUACUUGGUAAACGAGUUGUUUAUGACUCGUUCACCAAGUCGUGAUGUGGUGAGAGGAGGAUUAUGAUGUGAUAAUGUGUUUGGGAAAUAGAUUGCUAGGAUGCAAAUUCGUAAUGUUCGAUGUAAUACACUCGC
Aureobasidium pullulans EXF-150 is the source of this 2593-nucleotide messenger RNA. RefSeq names its product small oligopeptide transporter. The record is from RefSeq and is a predicted model, not a curated record. NCBI's taxonomy places the organism in Eukaryota, Fungi, Ascomycota, Dothideomycetes, Dothideales, Saccotheciaceae. Bases 1 to 2469 code for a protein of 822 amino acids. Gene Ontology annotation, biological process: transmembrane transport. The transcript is spliced from 5 exons. Gene Ontology annotation, molecular function: oligopeptide transmembrane transporter activity.